AUGGCAUCUUCAACAGAACAACUUUUUCUCGCCAUCUUGAGAAGCGAUCACAUCAAAGACUCUCUCUUCCCUCACCUCUCAACCACCGACCUCUGCAACAUUCGCCAGUCCUCAUCAGCUUGUUGCAAUCUCCUCACCAAGCGUCUCUUCACCCGAGUCCACAUCUCUUUCUCCGCCUCAACAUUUACCAAGUCAGCACGAGUUGCUGCUCUCGCUCGUAUCGGACAUCAUAUCGAGCAUCUCACUUUCUACUUUCCUCACUCAGAUGCCACUUUCCUUCCUCCUCUGGUUCAUCCUGUUUCUGGCAACGAGAUAUGUUUUCUGUAUACUCCUCACACAAGCAUGGGUUCUGUGCUUUCACGUCCCAAGUAUGCCAACGCUGAACUGGGUGAUAUCCUUACCCAGCAGUAUCCCCCUCUGUUUCAUGCUGCCACCAAUGUCCCCAGCUUCAUCAAUGCCAUGCGCCAUUUGACCAGGAUGCGCCAUCUCACAAUCAGAUGUCCUGGACAAGACCCCAGAGAGAGAUAUCGUCGUGACAUCGUCGACUAUGCUCUUAUCAGCUUGCGCAUAUCUCUUGAGCGUGCUCCCCUAGACAAACUUAACAAGCUAUCACUCUCUCAAUUACAUCCUGCUGCCUUUAACUACCUCCGUCAUGUCAAUGGCUUCGGAACUGUCCCCUCUGCUGGACGUCGCUGGCGACAGAUCAAAAAGCUCUCCGUCUCAGUGGACGCCUGGGACUUUUACGGCACAUCGCCUGGCCGUGACCAUCUCAAAGUCAUGGAUGAGUAUAUUCGUGCCUUUGCCCCCAAUCUUGAAAAGUUCGCCUUCACAUGGCUUGGCCGCAAGGGCCCUUGUCCAGUUGCCCUGGCCGCUGAUCCUAUGUUCGCACCACCCCGUGCCUCGAGGAAACUCUUCCACGAGGUUACCUCUCCCAUGUCUCCCCUGCCAGAAACACCCGGAAAGGGUGCUAUCUACUUCCCCAAGCUGCGAUACCUUCAAGUUCGCAACGCUACUAUGAACGCGCCCCAGCUCAGCAACUUGAUCAACUCUCAUCGCCCAACAGUCAAGGAGUUUGACUUUGAGAGUGUUGUUCUUGCUGAUAACGGAAACUGGGAUGACGUUCUUGCUCCUAUCGAUACUGACGAUUCAUGGUCUCGAAGCAGCAGCAUGACCGCUCAGUCAGAUUGUAGCCUGGUCACAAGCCCCAGCUCUGAGAACCUUCCCAGUCCAAGUGCUGCUGUCACUGCCGCUAGUCGCGAGCUCUUGGAUUUCGACCUCGGUGGCUUCCCCUUUAGCGACAUUGAAAACGAAGUCAUUGACGAUUUUCAACCCUAUGAUGUUCGCAUCAACGACGAUGUCUUUGCCCCUGUAGAUGAAUCAGAUGCGGGCUUCAGUACAAAACUGCGAAAGAAGCGCUCUCGCCGCCGUAGAAGAAAGCAUCGCAGCAGCGACCAUGAUACCCCGGAAACCCCCUCUCCUUCACCCAAGUCCUCUCUGCGCUCUCUAUCGCGCCGCCUUCAAUCCAAGCACCAACCUUCAAUGGAACAGCAGACUUCCCGCCCCUGCACUCCUAUCCCCAACAUCAGCGCACCCCUCCUGAUCAGUGAUCCCCAGCCUGUCCUUCUCCAACCCACUACUUAUGACCCAACUGCAAGGAAGAGCAACAGUCGUGACCCCAACGAGGGUAUAUCCCCUGUCCAGCGCAACAUAGAACAAGAAGAGACGCACCGUCUUCUCGCCGAGGACGCCGCCGCAAGAGUGAGCGCGCUGCAAAAAGCCAAAGCAGCAGUCCUGUCCAAGCUGAGCCGCGAAUUUUGCCAGAACAAGAAGCCUCGCGUCGGCGAGGCGAAUGCGUGCCGGUUCCUGGCAGGCCGGGAUCUCGGUACAGCAUUUGGACCUAAUAUGGUCAUGGAGGACCGAAGAGCGCUGGAGAGUCGGAGCUUGCUGGUUCCUCUGAUGUUCAGUCGCUCAUGA
Fusarium pseudograminearum CS3096 is the source of this 1974-nucleotide messenger RNA. RefSeq lists its product as uncharacterized. NCBI's taxonomy places the organism in Eukaryota, Fungi, Ascomycota, Sordariomycetes, Hypocreales, Nectriaceae. The record is from RefSeq and is a predicted model, not a curated record. The transcript has a single exon. The coding region runs from base 1 to 1974 and encodes 657 amino acids.